This is a messenger RNA of Penicillium malachiteum, 906 nucleotides long. Its product is annotated as RTA1 domain-containing protein. Bases 1 to 906 code for a protein of 301 amino acids. Gene Ontology annotation, cellular component: membrane. The transcript has 3 exons. The record is from RefSeq and is a predicted model, not a curated record. Lineage: Eukaryota; Fungi; Ascomycota; Eurotiomycetes; Eurotiales; Aspergillaceae.
AUGGCAUUCACAUGGGUCUUCUAUUACUAUGACCCUUCUACAGCCGCCGCGGCUAUUUUCAUUGUGCUCUUUGGUCUGAGCAGUGUUAUGCACUUCUAUCAGCUCCUACGGACGAGAACCUGGUUUAUGAUCCCCUUCCUAGUGGGAGGAAUCUUCGAAACCAUUGGCUAUGUCGGUCGCAUACUUUCGUCUUUCCAGUCACCCAAUUUUGCUAUGGUCCCCUAUGUUAUUCAAAGUACACUGCUCCUGAUCGCCCCAGCAUUUUAUGCUGCGAGCGUAUACAUGACUUUGGGCCGAAUUAUCGAAAUGCUUGACGCAGAGCAAUGCUCUAUCAUCAAGCUUAAGUGGCUCACAAAGAUCUUCGUCCUCGGAGAUUGUUUAUCAUUCUUAAUGCAGGCAUCUGGUGCUGGGCUCAUGGUCUCGAACUCGAACAAUCCGUCCACUGGAGAAGAUGUCAUUAUUGGCGGUCUGAUUGCGCAAAUCGUUUUCUUCGGCUUCUUCACUAUUACCGCGAUCGUCUUCCAACUUCGUAUCGCAAAGAACCCAACUUCCCGUUCUAUCGAGGAAAAGAGGCGCUGGCAACGCCACAUGUUUGCUCUCUAUGCCGCCAGCAUCCUUGUUCUGAUCCGAUCUGUUGUUCGUGUGGUGGAAUACGUCCAGGGCUAUGAAGGUUAUUUGAUGAAGCACGAGGUGUUCAUCUAUGUCUUUGAUGCGCUUCUGAUGUUUGGUGUUACCAUGAGUCUUCAGUUCAUUCACCCCAGUGAAAUUAACUGCUUGAUCGGUCGUGGUCGCAAGUAUACCAAGAACGUCUUCAAAGUAAUUGAAUAUGUUCCUAGCUCGUCGCUGGAGCUGAAUACAGUGUCUCCUAGCGAGAGUCAAAAGGAGGGGGUUCAACUUGACGUUUGA